GUCCGCGUAACAUUCGUCGCGUUUACAUAGAGUACGUAGCGGUGACGACGCAUCUAUAUAAGUUGACAAAUGCAUUCUUUUUUUCUUGUUUGCGAAAACAUUCAGCAGGACUACAACGUCUGUGCGAAAUUCAUUGAAUCUCCCAAGCUUCUGUAAAGGCAACUUACGGAGUCAUGGCAGACACUGAAGUAUCUGAAGACAUGAACAACCUUCAGCUCGGGGGGCGGUCAGUGAAGGAUGACUUUCCCAAUCUCAGUCAGCACAACAACCACAUGGCCAGGUUCUUGACCUUGGAAAUGUACAACAAGCUGAGGGAGCACUGUACCCCCAAUGGCUUUACAAUAGAUGAUGUCAUCCAGACAGGCGUGGAUAAUCCAGGCCACCCCUAUAUCAUGACUGUGGGAUGUGUGGCUGGAGACGAGGAGUCAUACGAGGUUUUCAAGGACUUGAUGGACCUUGUGAUUCAGGACCGACAUGGAGGUUACUCACCGACAGACAUGCAUAAAACUGACCUCACGCCUGAGAAUCUUCAGGUCUGGCAGCAUUUUUCGUGGAUGAUGCUGAUGUUGAGAUUUAUCAAAUAUUUCUUGUGCCUCUUUAAGGGCGGCGAUGACCUAGAUGACAACUAUGUUCUGAGCUCCCGUGUCCGAACAGGCCGUAGCAUUCGUGGCUACUGCCUCCCGCCACACUGCAGCCGUGGAGAAAGACGUGCAGUGGAGAGGCUCUCCGUUGAAGCCCUGGAUUCACUAACUGGAGACCUGCAGGGGAAAUACUACGCCUUGAAGAACAUGACUGAGGAGGAGCAGCAGCAGCUGAUUGAUGACCACUUGCUGUUUGACAAGCCAGUGUCCCCUCUGCUGCUGGCCUCGGGGAUGGCCCGUGACUGGCCUGACGGCAGAGGCAUCUGGCACAACGACAACAAGACCUUCUUAGUGUGGGUGAACGAGGAGGACCAUCUGCGAGUGAUCUCCAUGCAGAAAGGCGGCAACAUGAAGGAAGUUUUCACUCGCUUCUGCACCGGACUCUCUGAGUUGGAGUCCUUGUUCAAGGAAAAAGGUGAAGCUUUCAUGUGGAAUGAGCACCUGGGCUACAUCCUGACUUGCCCAUCCAACCUUGGGACUGGACUGCGUGCUGGUGUCCACGUGAAGCUUCCAAUCAUGGGAAAACAUCCUGAUUUUGAAGACAUUCUUAAGAAGCUGAGGCUCCAGAAACGAGGAACUGGUGGUGUAGAUACCGAUGCUGUGGAUGGAGUCUUUGACAUUUCUAAUGCCGACAGACUGGGCUUCUCUGAGGUAGAGCUAGUGCAGAGCGUGGUAAAUGGAGUCAAGGUUCUGGUGGAGAUGGAGAAGAGACUGGAGAUAGGCGAACCCAUUGAUAACCUCAUGCCCAGCACCCAGUGCGUAAAAGAAACGGUCGCGUCUGAGCCUGAGCGGAAAAGGCUGACAGCUGAGGAAGAGUUCCCAGACCUGAGUCAGCACAACAACCACAUGGCCAAGUUCUUAACCCUGGACAUGUACAAAAAACUGAGGGAGCGGACUACAGCUAAUGAUUUUACCAUAGAUGAUGUCAUCCAGACAGGCGUAGAUAAUUCUGGUCACCCUUUUAUCAUGAAGGUUGGCUGUGUGGCUGGAGAUGAAGAGUCAUAUGAGGUCUACAAAGACUUAAUGGACCCCGUCAUUCAGGACAGACAUGGAGGAUACAAACCAACUGACAAGCAAAAAACUGACCUCAACCCAGAAAAACUAAGGGUACAUAAGUAAUUGACUCCAACCACAACAGGGAUGUUUAUCCUGAUUGUCUUUUUGCUCCAGGGGGCCGAGGACCUCGACCCAAACUAUGUUCUGAGUUCCCGUGUUCGCACUGGUCGCAGCAUUCGCGGCUUCUGCCUCCCACCUCAUUGCACCCGCGGAGAGAGACGUGCAUUGGAGAAGCUUUCAGUCGAAGUUCUGGAAUCCAUGACUGGAGACCUGCAGGGGAAAUACUGUGCCGUUAAAGACAUGACAGAAGCCGAGCAGCAGCAGCUAAUUUUUGACCACUUCAUGUUUGACAAACCAGUUUCUCCUCUGUUGCUGUCAACUGGGAUGGCCCGUGACUGGCCUGAUGGCAGAGGCCUUUGGCAUAACGAAAACAAGACGUUCCUGGUGUGGGUGAACGAGGAGGACCAUUUGAGAGUGAUCUCCAUGCAGAAAGGAGGCAACAUGAAAGAAGUGUUCACUCGCUUGUGCAAUGGAAUCACUCAGAUGGAGUCAUUGUACAGGAAGAAAGGUCAUGUUUUCAUGUGGAACGAGCACCUGGGCUACAUCUUGACUUCCCCGGCUACUUUGGGAACCGGACUGCGUGCUAGUGUCCACGUGAAGCUACCAAACCUGAACAAGCAUCCUGAGUUUGAUGAGGUUCUUAAGAGGCUGAGGCUCCAGAAACGUGGAACGGGUGGCGAGGACACUGCUGUUGUGGAUGCAGUCUUUGACAUCUCAAACAUCGACAGACUGGGUUUCACUGAAGUAAGGCUGGUCCAGAUCCUUGUUGAUGGGAUCAGGGUGCUUGUGGAGAUGGAGAAGAGGCUGGAAAUGGAUGAAUCCAUCGACGACCUGAUGCCCAGCAAUAUUGAAUUGAAGGGGCUGACGGUGAAGGAUGAGUUCCCGGAUCUGAGUCAGCACAACAACCACAUGGCCAAAGUCUUAACCCUGGAAAUGUAUAAAAAGCUCAAGGAUCGUACAACUCCAAAUGGUUUCACCGUAGAUGAUGUCAUUCAGACCGGCGUGGAUAAUCCAGGUCACCCCUUCAUCAUGACUGUGGGCUGUGUUGCUGGAGAUGAGGAGUCAUAUGAGGUCUUCGGGGAACUGCUGAACUCCGUCAUUGAGGCUAGACAUAAAGGUUACAAAGCCAAAAACAGUCACAAGACAGACCUCAACCCAGAUAAUCUGCAGGGUGGUGAUGAUCUGGAUCCUGAGUAUGUUCUGAGCUGCAGAGUCCGAACAGGUCGCAGCAUUCGAGGAUUUUGCCUCCCGCCACUGUGCAGUCGUGGAGAGAGACGCGCUUUGGAGAAGCUCCUUGCUGAAACCCUGCAGUCAUUAACUGGAGACCUGCAAGGGACAUACCACGCCUUGAAAAACAUGGCUGAGGAGGAGCAGCAAAAGCUGAUUGAUGACCACUUGCUAUUUGACAAGCCGGUGUCCCCUCUGCUGCUGGCCUCGGGGAUGGCCCGUGACUGGCCUGACGGCAGAGGCAUCUGGCACAAUGAGAGCAAGACAUUCCUGGUGUGGGUAAACGAGGAGGACCAUAUGCGAGUGAUCUCCAUGCAACAAGGAAACGACAUGAAGGAAGUGUUCACCCGCUUCUGUAGAGGUCUCACUGAGAUUGAGUCCCUGAUUAAGAAUAAAGGUGAAGCGUUCAUGUGGAAUGAGCACCUGGGCUACAUCUUAACUUGCCCGUCAAAUCUCGGGACUGGCUUACGUGCAGGCGUCCAUGUGAAGCUUCCAAUCAUGAGCAAGCACCCUGAGUUUGAAGAAGUUCUAAGGAGGUUGAAGCUCCAGAAACGUGGAACUGGCGGCGUGGACACCGAUGCCGUUGAUGGUGUCUUCGACAUCUCAAAUGCCGACAGACUGGGCUUCUCUGAGGUGCAGCUGGUGCAGAUGGUGGUGGAUGGUGUUAAGCUUCUGGUGGAGAUGGAAAAGAGGCUAGCACAGGAGGAGUCAAUCGAUGAUCUAAUGCCGGCCAACCUUGAGCUCAACGUGUUUUCGGCAAAGCAAGAAUACCCGGAUCUCAGUCAGCACAACAACCAUAUUGCAAAGUUCCUGACCUUGGACAUGUACCAAGUGCUGAGGCAGCGUUGUACCCCCAAUGGCUUCACUAUCGAUGAUGUCAUCCAGACAGGCGUGGACAAUCCAGGUCACCCAUAUAUCAUGACUGUGGGAUGUGUGGCUGGAGAUGAGGAAUCUUACAAAGUCUUCAAAGAGCUCAUGGACCUUGUGAUUGAGGACAGACAUGGAGGUUACAAACCAACAGAUAUCCACAAGACCAACCUCAACCCAGACCACCUGAGGGUAAAGUAAUUUUAUCAGAAUAAUCCGAUUGAUCUAAAAUACAUAAUUUGAUCUCAGGGAGGUGAUGACCUUGAUCCUAAAUAUGUUCUGAGCUCCCGUGUCCGAACGGGACGCAGCAUCCGUGGCUUCUGUCUGCCACCACUCUGCAGUCGUGGAGAGAGACGUGCUUUGGAGCAGCUCUGCACUGGAGCUCUUGAAUCACUUAGUGGAGAUCUGCAAGGGAAAUACUACGCCUUGAAGAACAUGACCGAAGAUGAACAACAGGCUCUAAUAAAUGACCACUUCCUGUUUGACAAACCGGUGUCCCCUCUGCUGCUAGCCUCAGGGAUGGCGCGUGACUGGCCCGACGGCAGAGGCAUCUGGCACAAUGACAAUAAGACCUUCUUAGUGUGGGUGAACGAGGAGGACCAUCUGCGAGUGAUUUCAAUGGAAAAAGGCGGCAACAUGAAGGAAGUUUUCACUCGCUUCUGCACCGGACUCACUGAGAUUGAGUCCGCCAUUAAGGCGAAAGGUGAAGCAUUCAUGUGGAAUGAGCACCUGGGCUACAUCCUGACUUGCCCGUCCAACCUUGGGACCGGAUUGCGUGCUGGAGUCCACGUGAAGCUACCAUUCAUGAGCAAGCACCCCAAGUUCGAGGACAUUCUUAAGAAACUGAGGCUCCAGAAACGUGGAACUGGUGGUGUGGACACAGCUGCUGUGGAUGGAGUCUUUGACAUUUCCAACACUGACAGACUGGGAUUCUCUGAGGUACAGCUAGUCCAGAUCGUAGUCGAUGGUGUAAAGCUCCUGGUGGAGAUGGAGAAAAAACUGGAAAAGGGUGGCUCCAUCGAUAGAUUGAUGCCUGGCAAACUUAAAAUGAAGAAUCUUCCAGCUGAGAAAGAACUGCCAGAUCUCAGUAUGCAUAACAGCCACAUGGCCAAGGUCUUAACGCUGGACGUAUACAAGACACUGAAGGAGCGGAAAACCUCUUUCGGCUUCACCAUAGACCGCGUCAUUCAGUCAGGUGUAGACAAUCCAGGGAACCCUUUCACCAUGACGAUGGGCUGUGUGGCUGGAGAUGAAGAUUCCUAUGAGGUGUUCAAAGAGCUUUUUGACCCCGUGAUUGAAGACAAACAUAGAGGCUAUAAGCCAACAGACAUGCACAAGACUGACCUCAACCCAGACGGCCUGGUGGGCGGCGAUGACCUUGAUCCAAACUAUGUUCUGAUUUCUCGUGUCCGAGCGAUUCGCAGCAUUCGUGACUUUUGUUUCCCGGCUCAAUGCACUCGUGGAGAAAGACGUCUUGUAGAGAAGCUCUCAAUCGAAGUUCUGAAUUCUCUUACUGGAGACCUGCAAGGGAAAUAUUACUCCUUGAAGAACAUGUCAGAAGAAGAGCAGCAGCAGAUGAUUGAGCAGCACUUACUGUUUCCUAAACCAGUGUGUCCUCUGCUGCUGGCCUCUGGGAUUGCACGUGACUGGCCUGAUGGCAGAGGCAUCUGGCACAACAGCAGCAAGACAUUUUCUGUGUGGGUGAAUGAAGAGGAUCAUCUCAAACUGAUGUCCGUUGAGAAAGGUGGCAACAUGAAGGCAGCAUUUUCCUGCUUCUGUUGCGGAAUCAAAGAGGUGGAAUCUGCUUUCAAGGAGAAAGGCCAUGCAUUCAUGUGGAAUGAGCACUUGGGCUUCAUGAUGUCCUGCCCAUCCAACCUGGGCACUGGUCUGCGUGCUGGUGUGCAUAUUAAACUACCAAACUUGGGAAAUCAUCCUAACUUUGAUGAGAUUCUGAAAAGGCUGAGGCUUGAGAAACGCAGAACUGGUGGUGCGGACACUGAUGCCGAUGCUGUCUUUGACAUCUCAAACGCUGACCGACUGGGUGUCUCAGAGGUGCAGCUUCUGCAGAUGGUGGUUGAUGGUGUUAAGCUGCUGGUGGAGAUGGAGAAAAAGCUGGAGAUGGAAGAAUCUAUUGAUGACAUGAUGCCCACCCAGAAAUAGAGCCAGCACUCCCAUUUUAGAGUCUUGUGUUGAAAUACUGUACUGUUUAGGUGGGUCUGAAAUAAAAAGGUCUAUGACAA
Messenger RNA from Doryrhamphus excisus (bluestripe pipefish), 6091 nucleotides. The record is from RefSeq and is a predicted model, not a curated record. NCBI's taxonomy places the organism in Eukaryota, Metazoa, Chordata, Actinopteri, Syngnathiformes, Syngnathidae.